Molecule: messenger RNA, 2046 nt
Organism: Chelmon rostratus (copperband butterflyfish)
Lineage: Eukaryota; Metazoa; Chordata; Actinopteri; Chaetodontiformes; Chaetodontidae
Product: retinaldehyde-binding protein 1-like
Exons: 8
Coding region: 64-987 (307 amino acids)
Cellular component (GO): membrane
Molecular function (GO): phosphatidylinositol bisphosphate binding
Source: RefSeq, a predicted model, not a curated record
CUCCCCGCCAGCAACUUCACACCCGCCUCAGACAGUACGAAGCUGAUCUAAAGAGCAGGAGAUAUGGCUGUGGUUAGUGGAACUUACCGUAUGGUGUCGGAGGAGGAGCAGGCUCUCAGAGCCAAGCUGGAACGUCUCACCGUCAAGGACCACGGGCCAGUGUUUGGAGCCUGUGCCAGCCUGCCGGACCACACCAAGCAGAAGGCCAAGGACGAGCUGAACGAGACAGACGAGAAGCGGGUGGCGGCGGUGAAGGAGCUGCGAGACAUGAUUAAGGAGAAGGCAGAUGGAGGUGACGACGUGGCCAAGGGGGUGCAGGACACGUUUGGGGAGAAACCAGACAGCUUGCUGAUCCGCUUCAUCCGAGCCAGGAAGUACGACGUGCCCAGAGCCUUCGACCUCAUGAAGGGCUACGUGCGUUUCAGGAAGGAUUACCCCGAGCUGUUUGAGAACCUGACCCCUGAGGCCGUACGCAGCACCAUCGAGGCCGGGUAUCCCGGCAUCCUGCCCAGCAGAGACAAGUACGGCCGCGUGGUUCUGCUCUUCAACAUUGAGAACUGGGACUACGAGGAGAUCACCUUCGAUGAGAUCCUGCGUGCCUACUGCGUGAUCCUCGAGAAGCUGCUGGAGAACGAGGAGACUCAGAUCAACGGGUUCUGCAUCAUUGAGAACUUCAAGGGCUUCACCAUGCAGCAGGCGUCAGGAAUCAAACCCACCGAGCUCAAGAAGAUGGUGGACAUGUUGCAGGAUUCAUUCCCUGCUCGUUUCAAAGCGGUGCACUUCAUCCACCAGCCCUGGUACUUCACCACCACCUACAAUGUGGUCAAACCACUGAUGAAGAGCAAGCUGCUGGAGAGAGUUUUCGUCCACGGAGACGAGCUGGAAAACUACUACAAGGAGUUUGAUGCUGACAUCCUUCCCUCUGAGUUCGACGGAAAAGGUUCCAAGUACGACGGCAAGGCCACAGCAGCCAAGCUGUUCGACUAAACGUCCUCCCUUGCUUUGCACCGACCAGGCAAAGGGCCAUUAUAUAUAACGGAGACUCAAAGCCCAAUCUAGCUGUGUGGUUGUAGGAAAAAAAAGUUAUGAAUGAAGGUCACGAGUGUGUGAGAUGUUCAAGUGAUGUUUUCCAGAGGUCCUGACAAAGCACAGACCAGCAGGAAUGAGGCAGUUUCACCCUCAGUCACUAUUUCACUCUACAGUAUUCUGUAUAACUGAUUCUUGGUUGACUUCACUUCACACAAGUUUAGAGUGAAAAUCAGCCUUCUCAGACUGGCUUGAAAUUGGCAAUCCAUCACGCUGAAUACUUAGGUGCCUUUAUUCGAGUGCAGCAUUUGUUAUUUUCGCACAUUCGCACAUUUCGCACGCUUCCUUGUUGAUGUGUUCAAAGACGCUCUGAUAUUCCAGAUUUGAGAGUUUGCUGGCAAACACCUUUCAUCACACAAAAAGACCAGAUUCACAAUCGUCUUUUCAAUGUCUGCUGUUUCACUGAUUCACAAACACGAGAUCUCAGAGCCCACUGAAAGUCAAACAGGGAAGGGUUUCAGAACAGCAUGUGCUGACACCUGAGUCACCACAACUGAUCCAAACAUAACGGUGACCGAAUGUCUGCAGUGGUGGCAGAUUUCAAGGCUUUGCAAUUGAUUUUCACAGCAAACCCAAAUGAAUGGAAGCAAGUGGCAGUUCAAGAGGUGGUAUUUAAUCAAUGACAUUUAAUGACAUCUAAUGUCAUACAGGAAUAAAUGAUGCAACAUUCACUGAAAACACCCAUGUUAAGCUGACCGCCUGGCUUUGAACAGCAGACUGGGGUUUUCUGUCUCUCACCUCUGCUAAGUUGUGCUUUGUUUGGACCACAGUUCGCCCACACAGCUUGUCCUAACACUGGCAGGCCCCAGCUUUCCCAGUCUCCACUCUCUGCCCCAUCUCUCCUUCAAGUACAAGGCUGAUACUCCAUCAAGUGCCUGUGUCUCAUGUGUUUUUUAGAUUGUUCUUCAGUAUGAAUACUAUGAAGUGUUACCCACUGUGCUACCUGGUGCAACAAUAAGA